Molecule: messenger RNA, 618 nt
Organism: Spodoptera exigua (beet armyworm)
Lineage: Eukaryota; Metazoa; Arthropoda; Insecta; Lepidoptera; Noctuidae
Source: the annotation of a GenBank genome assembly
AUGCGUUUGUACGACGGAAGUGAGGUACGUUCUCUGAAGAUGAGUGAGUUGGGAGUGAUACGCGACACCCAUCAGUAUGUCGCGCCGGGCCUACUGCUAGGCUGUGGCUCGCGCGGAGUCACGAGUGGCGCACGCGCACACACGUACACACGCACACACGGAGCAAAACAAGUGGUGGAGCGGCGCCGGCGGCGACCGGUCGGUGAUAUAACCAACGGUCGGCUGAUCGAGUUACCGCCGCCUCUACUGCUGCUCACGCCCGUCAUGCUUCGAGAUUGCAUUCCAUUUCGUAACUUGUACUAUAUAGAUCCGCGUCGCAGUAGUCGGCGCGACACACGUGCGUGGAUAGCUGCAUCAGCUGCGCCCACUCCACCCGGGGCACGAGCUGCGGGGGAGGUGGGGGGGGGCGCCGUGCAGUUUUGCAAUGAGGUGCACCCGCUGCCGUACUCUCGCCUUCACUUCAUUGAGACCACCGUAUUGAUUACAUAUCAGGCCAGUUUAUGUAACUGCUGGCGUGGACCUAUUGCCGGGAUGGUGCAACGCCGCCUCAUCGAUCAUGUGGCCCCGCGACCUCUCUGUUCUACUAUCACUUCGACCUGUGUUCCGUAUUGCAACUGA